AUGGCCGUUGUUUCAAAAAGUGGAUUAUCUGGUAAUGGCUGGUUGCAAUCGAUAUAUAGGAUUCGAUCUACUUGGGUUCCAUCCUAUAUGAAUCAUGUUUUUUCUGCAAAUUGCUCAACUAGUCAAAGAGCUGAGAGUGGACAUUCAUUUCUAAAGAAAUAUGUUUCCAAGAACAACUCCUUCCUCGAGUUUAUGGUUAAAUAUAAUAGGGCAUUGGUACGCCAACGCCAUUCGAAGUUGAAGGCAGAUCAUAUUGAUUUGAACGAGAGGCCAAAACUCAAAUGCCCUAUUAAGAUGGAUGCGCAAAUGGCCAAUAUUUAUACACGUAGCUCUUACCUUGAUUUUCAAGAGCAGUUGUGGGAAAGUUACAGCUAUAAUAUUGAGCUUACAAGCGAAAAUGAUUCUUGCAGCAUGUUUAAAGUUUUGCCCAUUGAUGACGAAAAUGGUAGAGUUCGUGAAAUUUUGUAUGAAAAAUCCAAGGAUUUUGCAUCAUGUACGGUUUCUAAUGUGGAGAUAUCUGUCAACAAAUCCGUAUUUGAAAGGCGUGGAAAAUUAUUCCAACAAUAUUCGCAUUUGAUUGAUAAAGUCAUUCUAAAUGAUGAGGCAAGUAAACUCUUUUGUGAGGCGAUGUAUGCUAUGAAUGAGAAAAUUAAGUCAUUGGUUGGUGGUACCAAUGAAAAUGUGGAACUUUCUGCAACCAAAGGAGAUAUGGAAUGUCGUGCAAAAAGAAAAUCGAUAGUAGAUGAUGUUGGUUUUCUUGAACCUGAUCCUGUUAAGACCAAAGGAUCUGGAAAAAGACUUAAAAAGGGAAAAGAGAAAGGAAAAUGCAAGAAGAGGGUUAAUGGUAACCUUUGUCAUGGGUGUGGGCAAUAUGGAGUUAAUCAUGACAAAAGAAAUUGUUCGGAGCUCCACAAUCGGAUGAGCAGCACUCAUUGUCUAUAA
Molecule: messenger RNA, 942 nt
Organism: Malus domestica (apple)
Lineage: Eukaryota; Viridiplantae; Streptophyta; Magnoliopsida; Rosales; Rosaceae
Product: protein FAR-RED ELONGATED HYPOCOTYL 3-like
Biological process (GO): regulation of DNA-templated transcription
Source: RefSeq, a predicted model, not a curated record